Messenger RNA from Naegleria gruberi, 2761 nucleotides. RefSeq lists its product as uncharacterized. Gene Ontology annotation, biological process: protein phosphorylation. NCBI's taxonomy places the organism in Eukaryota, Heterolobosea, Eutetramitea, Acrasida, Naegleriidae. The record is from RefSeq and is a predicted model, not a curated record. The coding region runs from base 1 to 2670 and encodes 889 amino acids. Gene Ontology annotation, molecular function: ATP binding; protein kinase activity; protein binding. The transcript is spliced from 2 exons.
AUGUCGACAACAAGUCACUUCAGUGAUGAAAGUCUGCAUGAUGAUAAUUUAUUUGCAGAACAUCCGAUGGGAAUUUAUGAUCAAGAAGAAAAUCUUUACAAACACCAGCAACAAAUCUAUCGACCACUGAAGAAACUUUCCUCCACACAAUUAUCCACAGUUUACCUUUGUGAGAAUUCUAAUGGAAAACUUGUUGUAUUAAAAGUUGCAUCCUAUGAAAAUGAACAAGAUACCAUCGAGUGGAAUCCGAAAUUAGUUGAAGAAUCGAAUAGACUACAUACACAAUAUCUACUUUAUAUUCUGGAUGUUUUUACAGUGGAAAAAACCAAUGGGAAAUAUUUGUGUGUAGUUUCCGAAUAUUGUGAGAAUGGGAGUUUAGCAACAAGUAUUGAUGCUUUGCGUAAAUCAAUGAAUGUUUCGUUAUUCCUUCAGAUAUUAUUUCAAAUGUUGCGUGCUUUGGAUGCUCUUCAUUUUGGUCUGUUUGUUCAUGCUGAUGUGAAGUUGGAUAAUAUAUUUGUGAGGAAAUUUGAUAGAAAUAGAGUAUUUGUGGUAUUGGGAGAUUUGGGUUUAAGUUCCAAGAUGGAUUUUACUGAGGAGGAAUUGUCUCAAAAUUGUAUUGAUGUAGAUAAUGAACUGACAACAGUCACUACAGGAGAAAUUGGAACCUUUUCGUAUAGAGAUCCAAUAAUAAUGAAACGAAGAAAAGUGUAUUUCAAAAGUGAUAUUUGGAGUUUAGGAAUAACUUUAUUGAAAUUGAUAUCAAGAGACGAAAUGCCCAAUUUUGAAUCGACAACAACAGAAGAAAGACUCAACACCAUUCGACAAAUAUUUUCCCAUUUUGAGACUGAAAAAAAAGAAUGGGAAGUUUGUCAGAAUAUUAUUGAACGAAUGUUAGUGGAAGAUGUUACAGAGAGAGCAACUAUUUCAGAAAUUCGUUUAAUGAUUUAUUCUACAACUAUUGAUGACUCAUCAUUUGAAAACAAUUACCAACAUUUAAGGGAGGAAUUCAAAUACAACAGAUCUGUAAUUAUUAGCUGUCUAAAUGCAAAGGGAAGCAUUUUACAACAUGUACCUGAUGCAUUUCAUUUCAACAGAAAAAUUGUAAUGGAAGCAAUUCACAAUAAUCCAAGCGCUUACCAAUACAUCAAAGGAUACUUGAAAUACCAACCAUAUAUUGUAAACGCAGUUAUAGAAAGAGAUCCAUCUGUUCAAGUACCAGUUCAUUUGGUAAAAGCUCCUUCACAUUACGUUGCUAAUAGCAUUAUCAUUGAGCUUUCGGAACAAGAGAAGAAUGACAAAGGGUUAUUUAUGGAAAUUCUUGAAAGAGAUGGUACGAGUUUAAAAGAUGCCUCUUGGGAAUUGAAAAAUGAUAGAGAUUGUGUUAUAAAAAGCGUAACACAGAGAGGAAUUUCAUUACAGUUUGCCUCAACUGAUUUACGAAAUGAUGGAGAAAUUGUGAGAAUAGCUAUUUCACAAAAUGGAAUGGCCUUAGAGUACGCUCAUCCAUUAUUAAGACAAAGAGAAGAUAUUGUGAUGAAAGCUGUUUCACAAAAUGGAUUGGCACUUCAAUUUGCUUCAAUAGAAAUGAGAAAUAAUCAAAGAGUUGUGGAAAGGGCUGUAUUGUCUGAAUAUACAGGCCAAUUAUUGUUUCUGAUUGGUGAGGAAUUGAGAAGUGACGUAUCGUUCAUGGUAAGAUUGCUUAGUCUUAAUCAGUUAUUGUUUUUUCAAUAUUUGUUUUCUUUUGGAGAAGAAUCUUUCAGAAAUCUAUGUGAUGAGUAUCAACAUGAGGAUCAGUUUAUUUGGUGUCUCAAUGGAUUGUUCGGCAUUUUCGAAGAUAACAUUAAUGGAGCACUGAAAUAUUUUCAACUUGCUGCAGAAAAAGACAAUGCGUCUGCUGAACACUUCCUCGGUAUAAUGUACCAUAAAGGACAAGUUGUGGAACAGGAUUUUUGUAAGGCUUUUGAAUGGUUUGGUAAAUCAGCUGAAAAAGGAUAUCCAGAAGCUCAAUUCUCGAUUGGGUUAAUGUAUUAUCACGGAGAAUAUGUUUCAAAAAAUAAGGAAAGAGAAUUUUAUUGGAUUUAUAGAGCUGCUGAGCAAGGACAUGUUAAGGCUGAAAGUUCUAUUGCUUGUCUUUAUUAUGCUCAGGAAGAAUAUUCCAAAUCAUUUGAGUGGUAUUUGAAAGCAGCUGAAAAAGGAGAUUCAGAUUCUCAAUUUGAAAUAGGUUCACUGUAUCACAAAGGAUUGGGAAUACCAAAAGAUUUUACAAAUGCCUUUAGUUGGUAUUCGAAAGCUGCAGAACAUGGUCAUUCGAAAGCUCAAAAUAAUAUUGGAGUAUUGUAUCAAACAGGACAAGGUAUUCCACAAAAUUAUUCCAAAGCACUUGAAUGGUUCAUGAAAUCAGCUGAGAAUAAUGAUACAGAUGCCAUGAAUUUUAUUGGACUGAUAUAUCAAGAAGGCCAAGGAGUUCCACAAGACAACAUCACAGCAUUCGAAUGGUUUCUAAAAGCAGCCGAAUGUGGCAAUGUACAAUCUCAAAUACUUGUCGCUACCAUGUAUCAUCAUGGUAUUGGAGUGGAGCAAAACUUGUAUGAUGCACUGAAAUGGUAUGAAAAAGCUGCAGGAGGAACUCAGAAUAAUUCAAAAGCUGAUUCCAAAGAAAUUGAGAAUUGAGAAUUGAUUACAACAAAUACUUCAUUCAGAAUAAUUAUAUUUUAAUUGUUCAAAGAUUUAUUGAAUAUAAUUAUCACAGUAGUUGGUUUUU